AUGGCCAGCUACAAGGCUCUCAUCAUAGCCCACGGCGUACUAGCAGUCAUUGCUUUCCUAUUCGUAAUACCCGCAGCUAUCUUCAUGGCUCGCUUCUACCAUCGCAACCCACGAACCGCCCUGCGAGUCCACAUCUGGUUGCAGGUAGCAGCAGUCCUACUCUCGACUGCUGCCAUCGUCUGCAGCUUCCAAGCUGUUGGCCUCGAGAGGUCUCUGACCAACCCUCACCAUGGCAUCGGCGUUGCGCUAUACACUCUUGUUAUGGUUCAAUUCCUUGGUGGCGCUCUCAUUCAUAAGCUAGAAAAGGGCAAGGAGCGAUUCAAGAUCCCUCUCAAGCUUAUGAUUCAUCAAUGGCUAGGCCGCACUAUUGCACUGCUUGGACUUGCCCAGAUCCCACUUGGUCUGACACUAUACGGAUCACCACUGGCCUUGUUCAUCCUUUUCGCAGUGUGGACUUUCAUCCUAGUCAUCCUCUACUUCGUCCUUUCCUACAGGACCCAGCCCGAGAUGGACUUUGAUGACCGUAGCACCUACAUCACCGACCGCUCAUACAGUACCAGAAUAAGUCGACGCACGAGCAGAGGCCCCGGCGCUGGAAAGCUCGCAGCAGCGGGAGCAGCCGGUGCAGGAUUAGCCGCGCUGGGGUCAAGAAGAUCUCGAAGCCGCACCCGCAGCAGGCACGGUGGCACAGUUCUGAGUUCCCGACCCGACUCUCGGUCCCGCCGUGAUUCCCGCUCUCGUGUCGCCGACUCUGAGUUCACUGAAUCGUACUUGAGCGAUGAGAAAUACCGUGCCGAUGGCAACAAAGGUUCUACAUGGAAGGACAAGCUCCUAGGAGUUGGGGCUGCAGCUGGUGGUAUUUUCGCCGUCAAGAAACUAUUCAAUCGCAAACCAAAGCAUCCUCCGACCGAGACAGGGAGCGACUUCAGUUACAGCCGCCCAUUGGGACCCUCCGAAGUCACUCAGACCGACAUCUCCAGACUCGAAGAAGGAAGGGCACCCGAAUCUCCAGCAAACCGUCGAAACGACUGGCGUCGAGACAACCCACAAGCAUCGGCUUUGUCUGGAAGUGCUAUGCGACCUGGUCACCGCACAAAUGGAAGUGUCACCUCCAUUGACUCUUUUGAUAGCCGGACAAGCCUCAGCGAAGAGACUGAGAUGAGGCCUAGGGAUCGACAGUAUGGACUAAAGGAGGGUGUCGCUACGAUGGGAGUCGUCGGUUUCCUGAAGCAUUCUCUCAGCAAGCGCAGCAAGAAGAAGGAAGACGACCGCGUGGAAGAGAUGAGACAACAAGAUCUGGAAGAGGAACGGGUCGCCCGCAUGAACAGCCAACGCCGCAAAAAGUACACGGGUGAUGGAGCACCUCCAAGGAGAGGCCAUAGAGCACCGUCCACCAUUCUAUCUGAGAGCGAUAUGACCGGCAUUACACCCUCAGUAGCGCAGCGCCCAUCUCGACCCAUGGAUUCUACCGUCACGCCCAACCCCAGUCGUCCCCCUCGCGCCGGUGUCUACAGUGUCUUGUCAGAUUCCGGUUCCGAAGCUUACGACUCACCUGGAGGCCGUCACCACAGCCGACGCCGCACGGGAGACGCACCAAUAAUACCUGCCGGUGCAGCAGCAGCAGCUACAGUCACUUCCGCCGGCUCACCCACCAAACGGGAACGCCGCGGCAGCAGAGACGACGUAGCCUCGCCUCCCGUAUCCGUCAAAGUCAAGAUGCACAACGACGGCCGCCACGUAACCCUCCGCCGCCUCAACGAAGAAGAAGCCGCCGCAGAACGCGAAGCCCGCCGCCGCGAACGCCAACGCAAAAACCGCGCCGGCAGCGUAAGUUCCAUGAGCGGCGUCGGCGGCGACCGCUGGCGCAGAACAGAAGCCAUGGAAGCUGCUCAAGCCGCGGAAAUGGCUCAACAAUCCGGUGCUCCUCCUCCGCCUAUGCCCAUGCCCAGUUCGAGCACCUUGCGCAUGCCUGAAGCUACUAUUCCUCCGCCUCCGCCAGGCCCUCCACCUAUGUUCGGUAAUGGCCAACAGCAACAGCAUCUAGCGCCUGAUCAAGCGAAUUUCCCUCCUCCGCCUCCUAUUCCUGCUGCGGCGGAUACGGUGCUUAGUAGUCCUGUGUAUGGUACUGAGACGGAUCUUAGUAAUUAUGAUUCUAACAGGAGGAGACGGAGAGCGGAAAGGGCGCAGGCUAAGCAGGCGAGGUUGGGGGGGAGUCGUGUUGAGUUUUCGUGA
Alternaria hordeiaustralica is the source of this 2232-nucleotide messenger RNA. RefSeq lists its product as uncharacterized. NCBI's taxonomy places the organism in Eukaryota, Fungi, Ascomycota, Dothideomycetes, Pleosporales, Pleosporaceae. The transcript is spliced from 2 exons. Bases 1 to 2232 code for a protein of 743 amino acids. The record is from RefSeq and is a predicted model, not a curated record. Gene Ontology annotation, molecular function: transmembrane monodehydroascorbate reductase activity.